This is a messenger RNA of Solanum stenotomum, 883 nucleotides long. RefSeq names its product 30S ribosomal protein S2, chloroplastic. The coding region runs from base 147 to 857 and encodes 236 amino acids. Gene Ontology annotation, cellular component: mitochondrial small ribosomal subunit; ribosome. The transcript has a single exon. The record is from RefSeq and is a predicted model, not a curated record. NCBI's taxonomy places the organism in Eukaryota, Viridiplantae, Streptophyta, Magnoliopsida, Solanales, Solanaceae. Gene Ontology annotation, biological process: translation. Gene Ontology annotation, molecular function: structural constituent of ribosome.
UAAUGGUUUGGGUCAUGUAUCUACGUCCAAUCUACAGUAGAAGAGAAGGUUCCAUCGGAAUAAUUAUUUAUUUCAGUUCAGGGUUCCUCGUCUCUUUUUUUUUUUUUGAAAAAGAAUAAAAAAAAGGAGGGAGGUUGUGGGGAGAAAUGACAAGAAGAUAUUGGAACAUAAAUUUGGAAGAGAUGAUAGAUGCAGGAGUUCAUUUUGGUCAUGGUACUAGGAAAUGGAAUCUUAAAAUGGCGCCUUAUAUCUCUGCAAAGCAUAAGGGUAUUCAUAUUACAAAUCUUACUAGAACUGCUCAUUUUUUAUCAAAAGAUUGUGAUUUAGUUUUUGACGCAACAAGUAGGGGAAAACAAUUCUUAAUUGUUGGUACCAAAAAUAAAGCAGCUGAUUCAGUAGAGUGGGCUGCAAUAAGGGCCCGGUGUCAUUAUGUUAAUAAAAACUGGCUUGGCAGUAUGUUAACGAAUUGGUCCACUACAGAAACAAGACUUCAUAAGUUCAGGGACUUGAGAAUGGAACAAAAAACAGGGAGACUCAACCGUCUCCCGAAAAGAGAUGCAGCUAUGUUGAAAAGACAAUUAUCUCGCUUGCAAACAUAUCUGGGCGGGAUUAAAUAUAUGACAAGGGUACCCAAUAUUAUAAUCAUCGUUGAUCAGCACGAAGAAUAUACGGCCCUGCGAGAGUGUAUUACUUUAGGAAUUCCAACAAUUUGUUUAACCGAUACAAAUUGUGACCCGGAUCUCGCAGAUAUUUCAAUUCCAGCUAAUGAUGACGCCAUAUCCUCAAUCCGAUUAAUUCUUAACAAAUUAGUAUUCGCAAUUUGUGAGGGUCGUUCUAGCUAUAUAAGAAAUCCUUGAUUAAUAAUAACAUAAUAAGAUAAAUA